AUGGUGCCCCUGCUGCUGCUGCCCCUGCUGUGGGGGGGGUCCCUGCAGGAGGCACCAGACUUUGAGCUCCAAGUGCAAGAAUCAGUGACAGUGCAGGAGGGUCUGUGUGUCCACGUGUCCUGCUCCUUCUGGUACCCGACGGGUUUUCAGGGUUCCUCUAACAAACUCUACACCUACUGGUACCGGUAUGAGGACAGGCCAUACUAUGGUUAUCCUGUGGCCACAAGCAACCCCCAAGAAACAGUGAAGAGAGAGACCAAGGACCGAUUCCUCCUCGGGAACCCCUGGGACAAGAACUGUUCCCUGACCAUCAGAGACGCCAGGAGGAGUGACACAGGAACCUACAUCUUCCGAAUGGAGAGAGGAUAUAGAAGAUAUACUUACCAAGAUAAGCUGCUGAAUUUGCAAGUGACAGCCCUGACAGAGAAGCCCCACAUCCACUUUCUGGAGCCUCUGGAGCGUGGCCGCCCCACUCAGCUGACCUGCAGCCUGCCAGGGUCCUGCAAAGGGGGAAGACCUCUCACCUUCUCCUGGGCGGGAGCCGCUGUUGACUCGCUGAACCCCCAGACCCUCAGCUCCUCAGUGGUCACCUUCACCCCAAGGUUCCGGGACCAUGGCACCAGCCUCACUUGCCUUGUCAAACGCGAAUGGUCUAGGUUGAUCACACAGAGAACCAUCCAGUUAAAUGUCUCCUAUGCCCCUCGGAACCUCACCAUGGGACGCUCCUUCAGAAAUGUCACAGCCUUUGAGAUUCUGCAAACCACAUCCCUUUCCAUCCUGGAGGGCGAGGCUUUGCAUCUGCGCUGUGUGGCUGACAGCAACCCCCCUGCACAGCUGAGCUGGUUCCAGGGGUCCCCAGCCCUGAACGCCACCCCCAUCUCCAGCACUGAGAUCCUGGAGCUGCCUCGAGUGGGGACUGCAGAAGAAGGAGAGUUCACCUGCCAAGCUCAGAACAGGCUGGGCUCCCAAAAUGUCUCUCUCAGGCUCUCUGUGCUCUACCCCUCACAGCUGCUGGGACCCUCCUGCUCCUGGGACGNGUUGCCUCCUGAACUGACCACUACAGGGGAUGGGGCCCUCAACCUAGGAGAUUAA
Molecule: messenger RNA, 1092 nt
Organism: Miniopterus natalensis
Lineage: Eukaryota; Metazoa; Chordata; Mammalia; Chiroptera; Miniopteridae
Source: RefSeq, a predicted model, not a curated record